Molecule: messenger RNA, 558 nt
Organism: Fragaria vesca subsp. vesca
Lineage: Eukaryota; Viridiplantae; Streptophyta; Magnoliopsida; Rosales; Rosaceae
Product: NEDD8-conjugating enzyme Ubc12-like
Exons: 2
Coding region: 1-558 (185 amino acids)
Biological process (GO): protein neddylation
Cellular component (GO): nucleus
Molecular function (GO): NEDD8 transferase activity
Source: RefSeq, a predicted model, not a curated record
AUGAAGAAUAUGAUUAGGCUGUUCAAAGUUAAAGAGCAGCAGAGAGAACUUGCUGAAGCCAAUGGAGGAAAACAUGUCAAUAAGCAAACGGCUGGGCAAUUGCGCCUGAACAAAGAUAUAACUGAGCUGAACUUACCAAAAUCUUGUUCCAUAAUAUUCCCCAAUGGCAAGGACGACCUUAUGAACUUUGAGGUUUCGAUUAAACCAGAUGAAGGAUAUUACACAGGCGGUAAGUUUAAGUUUUCUUUUCAACUUUCGGCUAUCUAUCCACACGAGGCACCUAAAGUCAAGUGUAUGACAAAGUUGUACCACCCCAAUAUCGACUUGGAAGGGAAUGUCUGCCUCAACGUUCUACGUGAAGAUUGGAAGCCUGUGCUUAACAUAAACACCAUUAUUUAUGGAUUGUAUCAUCUUUUCACUGAACCGAAUCAUGAAGAUCCCUUAAAUCAUGAUGCAGCUGAAGUUUUGAGAGAUAACCCGAAGGAGUUUGCUAACAAUGUAAGAAGGGCCAUGUCUGGUGGGUAUGUGGGGGAAACUUGUUUUUCUAGGUGCAAAUAG